Messenger RNA from Rotaria socialis, 1662 nucleotides. The record is from the annotation of a GenBank genome assembly. Lineage: Eukaryota; Metazoa; Rotifera; Eurotatoria; Philodinida; Philodinidae.
AUGUCGAUACUUAUUACUUUCUUGAUUUUAUUAUUUUCUCAAGUUGUUCGAUGUCAAAAUGUAGCUGCUAAUCCAAAUAAUACUGCUAUUGGAAAUUGUACAUGUAAUGAAAAUAACGAUUUAUGUGAUGCAUCAUGUUGUUGUGAUUCUGAUUGUUCAGAACAAGAAAUAAAAGCACUUAAUUGUCUUGUUUUAGAACCUCGUGAAAAUAUCAAUUCAAUACCAUCAAAAUCUUCUGCACAAUCUAAAUGUUAUGGAAAUGUACCAAUAUUUAAAUCUAAUUCACCAAAUCUAAUUGAAAAGCAGGAUGACCUUCUCUGCAUUUAUGAUCAACAAAAUAUCGAUUCAGAUAAUGCAUAUUAUCGACAAAUAAAUCAAAAAUUAGAUUCAUUUAUUGCUCCACGAUCCAUCAAUAUCGAUACUAGUGUUACAUCACCACUGGGAACACCAACUGAACUGACUGAUUAUCAAGUGGGUACUUCCGUAUUCAGAUACAUUCCGACCACUAAUACAGCGACCUACUUUUCUCUUCCAAUAAAACUUUUUAACAGUGAACUAUGCUCGGGAUUACAGCCGAUAACUUAUAUGAAUGAUUUCACUUCAACCUGCAACCAGCCACUAAAUAAUCAAACAUGUCUUAAUGCACUCAAUGGAGACAAAUAUAUUAAUUCAUUUAGUCUCGUUACGAAUCCAUCAACUCUCGCCAAUAAUCUAACUAGUAUUAUUUGCACCGUAUCUGGUGGUAGUGCUGCAAGCUGGUCUAAUCUCACAUGCUCAAAUGCUCUUCAAAUUUUAACGGUCACAAUUUUCUAUACAAAUCCAACAGGUAUACAGAAUUGUACUGUUCUAUUGAGUGUCAACCAAGCAAAUAGUAGUCCAGUAAAACAAACGUUUAAUGUUCGAUUUGUUCGAACUGGAUCGCCAAGUUUAACUUCAGCAUCACGUAGUGGAAAUCCAGGCUAUUCGACACGAGCUCCUAUUAUAGCUGGUACUUCAAAUGGAAUUUCUAUCUCUACAUUUACUUUUUCUGUGUUGCAACCAUCAAUCAUUGGAGACUGUAGUGGUACACCUCGCAUACCUAUACGUUUUGGUGAAAAUAUUCAAUCGACAUGUGAAUUCAGCCCUGCUUCUUUCUGUCCAAAUCAAGCCGAACUGUCAAGUAUAUUUUUAUCUUUCACUUCUUUCAAUAUCUACGUGGCUGCUUAUGGCAAUUCGGAUCCAUCAAAUAUUACUGGCAAUUGGUUACCUGUUACAUAUUGUGUAUAUGACAUUGGAUCUUCUAAUGAGCCCGUGUGUCUUUCAGGUUCUAGACCAGAUCCAUCUGGAAAUGAAUGUUACACUAGAAUGGAUAUUCAAAUAGCUUAUGCUAACAUUGGUUCUGUUAGUAAUCCACAACCUAUUCUUGGUGCAGUUAUAUUUCAUUAUCAAAGAAUAAACAUAACAAAUACAACAACAUUGACGAAACCUUUACUAAUAACUCAGACUGUUACUUUUCAAGAUUUAUCGAAUGCACCUGUUACUGAGGGAGAUCAACUACCAAAACCUAAUGUCCGCCUACCUGGGGAUUUCUUUUAUCCAUUUACUCUUAAUCGAGCAAAUGUUGCCAUCUCAUUCUCCUCAUUUUGCUAUUUUCUGAUCAUGUUUGUUUUGACUCUUAUGUAG